This is a messenger RNA of Sabethes cyaneus, 1401 nucleotides long. RefSeq names its product retinaldehyde-binding protein 1-like. Gene Ontology annotation, cellular component: membrane. Gene Ontology annotation, molecular function: phosphatidylinositol bisphosphate binding. The record is from RefSeq and is a predicted model, not a curated record. The coding region runs from base 1 to 1401 and encodes 466 amino acids. NCBI's taxonomy places the organism in Eukaryota, Metazoa, Arthropoda, Insecta, Diptera, Culicidae. The transcript has 9 exons.
AUGUCGAGCAGUGGGAGUACUCCUAUCAACAGCCCACGGAAGGUAUUUGGUAGAACAGCAACACUGGAUAAGAAUGCAAUGCUGGAGUAUGAGAUGAAUAAAAAUCUAGAUGGGAAAUUUCGCGAAAAGGCCGAGAAGGAACUGGGAGAGAUCGGCGGCGAGAUGACGUACGCCAAAAUACGCCAACUACGUCAGCAGCUGAACAUCUAUGCCGAACACCACCAGCGCGGACUGGGAGGCCGUCGGGACGAUUCCUUUUUGCUGCGUUUUCUGCGUGCGAAAAAGUUCGAUGUGGAUAAAGCAUUCAAGAUGAUUCAAAAAUAUUACAAAAUGAAGGAUGAAUGUCCGGAAAUUUUCAAAGUAUCCCCACCGUCGGAGAUGAAAUUCAUGCUCGAGAUGCAGAUACAAUGUAUGCUACCAAAGAAGGACGACCACGGGCGUCAGAUUUAUGUGUUUCGAGUUGAAAAAUGUGAUCCAUACAAAAUUCCAGUAGACUACGUUUUUCGAAGCAACGUGCUGGCUCUAGAGGAUGUGGUUCGAAAUCCGGAAACACAAAUCGGAGGUUUGGUGGUGUUGCUGGACAUGGCAGGGCUGGGAUUUGCCCAUGCAAGGUAUCUAUCGCCACAUUUGGCCAAAAAGACAGUAGAGGUGAUUCAGGAAGCGUUUCCUAUGCGUUUUAAGGCAUUCCACGUACUGCAUGAACCAUUUUAUUUCGAUGCAAUUCUGGCGGUUCUCAAGCCGUUCCUAAAAGACAAAAUCAGAAGACGGAUACAUCUUCACGGUCACAGUCUAGCGUCGUUACAUAAAUAUAUCGCAAAAGAUGUUUUACCGGUAGAGUAUGGCGGAACGCUUCCACCGUUCGAUAAUACUGAAUGGCGCACGAACAUCCUGGAUAACGAACAGUAUUUUAUUGAUCUCGAAUCAUACAAUCAAAGUGCGGACAGUUGCUAUCAGGAGGAAUUGGAUAAUGCCGAUGCCGAGAGCAUUGAAAGUUUGCAGUUUGGCGAUACCGAAACGGAGGAUAGUGAGUUCGAUGACGAUGAUAAGCGGGUGCUGAGUCCGAAGCGAACUCCAAGAUCGUUGGUUAACAUCGAAGAGAUUUUCCUCAAAAAUGGUCUUCAAGGAGCUGAGUUCGAAAUGAAUCCGGAUGGCCGGGUUGAAAGCAAAGAGCAUUCGAGCAAGCACACCGAGAAAGAGCGCGGAGCUCGGCUACGGAGCGUCGGAGACAAUUUUCCAGGAACCGAGCGGAAAAGCCCGUUCGCCGCCGUUCGAAUUGACCUGCAAAGCUCGCCAUUGGUUUACUCGCAUCGGGUAAUCGUUGGAAGUGAUUGUGCCAUGUACGUGUCGUGUCAUGCUCUUGUUUCGACGUGCCAAUUGGGAGCAAAAGCUUCGGUAAAUUAG